AUGGCCUUUUUAUUUUUUCCACUUCUGUCUGUCUUUAGGUUGGUGAAGAACUUGUUCUCUUUAGCCAGAGAACACAAACCAUCGAUCAUUUUCAUUGAUGAGAUCGACUCCCUCUGUGGCUCCAGGAGCGAGAAUGAGAGUGAAGCAGCUCGCAGAAUCAAGACGGAGUUCCUCGUUCAGAUGCAGGGUGUUGGUAAUGAUAAUGACGGAAUCCUUGUCCUGGGUGCAACUAAUAUACCAUGGUCGCUGGACUCAGCUAUCAGGAGAAGGUUUGAAAAGCGAAUCUACAUUCCUCUGCCGGAGGAACAUGCCCGCUCCUCCAUGUUCAAACUGCAUCUGGGCUCCACCCCCAAUAACCUGACAGAGGCGGAUUUCGUGACUCUGGGCAAAAAGACAGAUGGCUACUCCGGAGCUGACAUCAGUAUAAUUGUCAGGGACGCCCUGAUGCAGCCAGUCAGGAAGGUUCAGACAGCCACGCACUUCAAAAGGGUAAAACCACAUAUUCUGACCUACCUAAUGUUCUCUAUACAGGCUGACAUGCUGAGGUCACAAAGCAACACCAAGCCUACGGUGAACGAGCAGGACUUGGAGAAGCUGAAGAAGUUUACUGAAGAUUUUGGUCAAGAAGGCUAAUAAUAUCUUUGUACUCAAAAAUAGGACUGCACUUAACAACUAUCUUUACUCUCAGUUAUGCUUCAGAUCAUUUGAUUCGCCUUUUCAACUGCUGUGUCAAAAAUGGUGGAAAAUGUCACAGGUUUAAUGGACCAGAGGUUGCAGCAAAUCAGUCUUACAGCUGACAAAAAAACAUUUAUCCUUUUGUCACAAUCAUAGAUCUUUUUUUUUU
This is a messenger RNA of Haplochromis burtoni (Burton's mouthbrooder), 844 nucleotides long. Its product is annotated as vacuolar protein sorting-associated protein 4B-like. The coding region runs from base 1 to 633 and encodes 210 amino acids. The record is from RefSeq and is a predicted model, not a curated record. Gene Ontology annotation, biological process: vacuole organization; endosomal transport. Gene Ontology annotation, molecular function: ATP hydrolysis activity; ATP binding. The transcript is spliced from 4 exons. Lineage: Eukaryota; Metazoa; Chordata; Actinopteri; Cichliformes; Cichlidae.